This is a messenger RNA of Lineus longissimus, 2655 nucleotides long. Its product is annotated as ESF1 homolog. The transcript has 14 exons. The record is from RefSeq and is a predicted model, not a curated record. Gene Ontology annotation, molecular function: RNA binding. Gene Ontology annotation, biological process: rRNA processing. The coding region runs from base 94 to 2520 and encodes 808 amino acids. Gene Ontology annotation, cellular component: nucleus. Lineage: Eukaryota; Metazoa; Nemertea; Pilidiophora; Heteronemertea; Lineidae.
UUCUGAAGUCCACGUGCUGAAAAUUAUGCACUAAAAAUAUUCAAAUAUCGACUUUAUUUGGUGAUAGAAAGCCUCCGAUCGCUCUGAGAGAAAAUGGAUCAGGUAAAGAAGGAUGCCCGGUUUGCCCACAUUGGCAAGGAUCCGAGAUUUCAUAAUUUGCCUUCGCGGGAACGCAAAGUGAAGAUUGACAAACGGUUCAAAUCUAUGUUCGAAGAUAAGAAGUUUAAAUUGAAGUACAGUGUAGAUAAACGAGGUCGACCAAUCAAUACUUCAACCAAUGAGAACUUGAGAAAGUUUUAUGAACUAUCCGAUUCCAAUUCUGAGGAUUCUGAAGAGAGUGAGGAAGAGGAAAUUGCCAGAAUUGUGAAAGGGAAAAAGAAAUCAUUGGAUGGUGACAAGAGAAAGUUAAAGGACAAAGAGAAAGGAAAGGUGCUUGGAAAGAAGAAGGUCGACUCUCCUUUGAGUAAAAAGUCAAAGAAGAAUGUAGAUGGAGAAAAUUCAGGCAAGAAGACUGAUAAAAAUAAAGGUGGCAAUGAUGAUAAAAGUCUGGCCAAAUCACACAAGGGUGUUGACAGCCAAUUUAGUAAAGUGAGCGUUGGCCAGUCUCCAAAAUCAAAGAAGGUCCAGAAUAAAAAAAUGCAGGAGUUGGAACCGAGGGAUUCCGAGGAUGAAGAAGAUGUUUCUGAUGAAGGUAGUUAUUUUGAGUCUGCAUCAGAGGAUGAUGAAGCCAGCUCAUCAGCCAGCGGAGAUGAUGGAGAAUCUGAAUCGGAUGCAUCUGAGUUGGAUGUCUCUGUCCCAAGUGGCUCUGCUCCUGGUGGACCAGACUUGGCUCGAGGUGAAGGACUUGUGUCAAGUUCAGAUGAUGAAUCAGAGACAGAAUUAGCAGAUGCUGAUAAAUUUGAUCAUAACUGGGGUGAGUUGGACCAGGGGGCUGCGAUGGUCGAGGACGCGACUAGCCGGCUGGCCGUGUGUAACAUGGAUUGGGACCGGAUUAAGGCACAGGACAUCAUGAUCUUAGUCAACUCAUUCAAGCCACAGAGAGGGGUCGUGAAAUCGGUUUCGAUUUACCCAUCUGAAUUUGGCGUGGAGAGAAUGAAAGAAGAAGAGAUCCAUGGACCAAAAGAGUUAGUGGAAGAUAAACUCGCGUCUGAUGAAGAGGACCCACUGGAAGGAUCAGAUGAGAAAACGUCAGGUUUGCAUUACCACCGUGAGAAACUGCGGCAGUAUCAACUCAACAGGCUGAAGUAUUAUUACGCAGUGAUAGAGUGCGACUCCAGAGAAACGGCCAACGCCAUCUAUACGGAGUGUGACGGCAUAGAGUAUGAGAGUAGUUGUGCUCGGUUGGAUCUAAGGUUUAUUCCAGAGGACAUGACCUUUGAGCACGAACCCAAGAGUGUUGUGAAAGACGUAGCGGACAUCUCGACAUAUAAACCAUCGCUGUUCUUCAACACUGCCCUGAAUCAGUCCAAGGUAUCGUUGACCUGGGAUGAGACAGACCAGGACCGGUUGAAGGUGACUAUGAGGAAGCCCAAGUCUGGGGAAAUCGAUAUGAUGGAUGUACAGGCUUACCUCGCAUCCAGCUCCGGGGAGGAAGAAGAGGACGAAAUUGCAGAUAACGUCAAUGAUGGAGAUCGAUUGAACAGGUACCGUGCUCUGCUCCAGGGGAUUGAGAGUAAGGAGAAGAACAAGGGAGAAAAGGACAUGGAGAUGGAAAUCACAUGGGAACCAGGUUUAAGAGACACGACAGCCGACCUCAUUAAGAAGAAGGCAGAAGAGAAAGAUGCGACUCCGUGGGAGCAAUAUCUGAUGAAGAAGAAGGAAAAGAAGAAGAAGAAAAGGGAGGAGAAAGCCGUGAAGACCACCAACAAGGUGGAGCCGGGGAAAAGUGAUGAGGGCGAUGAUGCUGAAGGCUACAGUGAUGAUGAGCUUCCAGCCGGUAUUGACCUUGAUGAUCCCUACUUCAAGGAGGAGAUUGAAGGAGUUCAACUGUCCAAGAAGGAGGGGAAGAGGAAGAAGAAGAAACAACGUGAGGAAGAGACUGAGGAAGGGAAACAAAAAGCGGCCGAGUUGCAGCUGUUGAUGAUGGACGAGGAUGACAACCAACAACACUUCAAUCUUAAAGAUAUCAUGAAGAAGGAGAAGUUAGAGAAGAAGAAGAAGAGAAAGAAGAAGAAGCCCAAGGAGGGUAUGCAAGUGGAGGACACGUUCGAGAUUGAUGUCACGGAUCCACGUUUUGACGCCAUGUACAAGUCGCAUCAUUACAACGUCGACCCGUCCUCGCAUGAAUUCAAGAAAACCAAAGCUAUGGAAUCGAUUAUACAAGAAAAAUUGAAGCGGAAGAAAAUGGGGUCGGAAAAAGGACGCGUACAGGAUAGUGGUGCUGUGACUGUUUCGAAAAAGAUAAAAUUAGACUCGACACCGGACACACAGACUGAGGACAAAUCAUUGUUGUCGCUUGUGAAAUCGGUGAAAAUGAAAACGCAGAAAUUUCAACAAAAGAAGGAUUCGAAAAAGUCCUGAGGUUUUGAUUAUUCUUGAACGUUUCCGCCAGGCCUCGAGUUUGUUUUUGCAUUGAAAGAGACAAAACGUCACGGUUUAUUUUGGUGAUUUAUUUACACAUGUGACAUUUUGUUUAGAUCUUAAGUAUCUAUGGAG